Molecule: messenger RNA, 957 nt
Organism: Salvia miltiorrhiza (redroot sage)
Lineage: Eukaryota; Viridiplantae; Streptophyta; Magnoliopsida; Lamiales; Lamiaceae
Product: miraculin-like
Exons: 1
Coding region: 82-792 (236 amino acids)
Molecular function (GO): endopeptidase inhibitor activity
Source: RefSeq, a predicted model, not a curated record
UAAUAAUAAUAAUAAUAAUUGUACCGUAAAAAAUUAGGCCACGUGAAAUGGGACGGAGGGAGUAGAAUAUAGCUUUACGACAUGAAGACAAAACUCUCGGCUCGAUCUUCCCCUGCUACAAGUAUCACAUGCAACCCAAUUUCCAUUUACCAAAAUCAAGAAAAUAUGAAUACCAAAACAACAUUAAUUACUAUUUGUGUGGUGAUCACAAUCUCUUCUCGCCUAAGAGGGGCCGCCACAAACACCUCCGUCGUCGUAGACCUCGACGGCAAUCAACUCCAAGCCAACACCAAAUACUACAUCCUCCCCACGCGCCACGGCGGCGGCGGUCUCGCCCUCUCCAUCAGGGACCGCCGCGACCCCUGCCCCCCCAACGUCAUGCAGGAGACCGACGGAGCUUCCGUCGGGCUCUCCUUAAAGAUAUUUCCGGCCGACGGGAAAGCGGAGAUCGAUUUGCAGAGUGAUUUGAACUUGGCGUUCAUGGCGGCCACCAUCUGCGUGCAGCGGACCGUGUGGCGGCUCGGGGAGUCCGACUGGAGCACGGGGCGGCGCUACGUGAGGAGCGACGGCGUGGUGGGGCGGCCCGGGGCGGAGACGGUCAGGAACUGGUUCAAGAUCGAGGGAUCCGGGCAGGGCUACAAGAUCGUGUACUGCCCGAGCGUGUGCAGCGCGUGUAGAGUUGAGUGUGGGGUAGUGGGAGUGUACGUGGAGAAUGGAAGGAGGUGGCUUGCUUUGGGUGGUCAACCCCUUUUUAUUGCUUUCAAGAAAGGCAACCACUCGAGCUGGAAUUAGAGUUGAGUUAAACUUGAAUUCAGAAUUUCCAAUAAUUUGAAUUGAAUGGCAAAAAUCGUGUAACAUUGUUAUAGCUAGAGCUCCGUUGGGGGCCGUGCUCUAAGAGCAUCCACAACAGAUCUCUCAAAAUUUUACUCUUAAAAAUAUUCUUAAAGUCUUCUCUAA